GGUGAAGAGUAAACGUCUAUUUAUAAACGGGGGAGGAGGGGGCGAGUUUACUCCCCGUGCAUCAUCGACAACACGCUGGCUUAUUCAAGCAGCGACCCCCUCGAUACAUCACCAUUGAUGUCGACCACCCUUCUUACGAAUUUUCGUUCAGAUUUUUGGCAUCGAUCCGCGACCACUAUCUGCGCGGGUGGCAAUCGAUUUUCUAAUCGUCGAAUUAACUCUCUUCGAACGAUCGGUACGAAACAUGCCAGAAAUUUCAAUUAUCGUUGUUCCCUUUUCCGAGAAAAUAAUUAAAACAGUAAUGGAGAUAUUUUCAGAUGAAAUAAUUUUUAGUGAAAUCUUUUAGCUAUAAAUUGCAAAAAAGCAUUAAAAUUUGAGGUGAUAAGGUGUCGAUUAAUUCACACCGGAAUAUACCUAACUACGUAGUUUAUUAGAAUAUACCCGAUGCGUACACUAGUCGUACAAUAUACUUGCUGACUCGUUUCGCGGUCGCUAAUAGAUCGGCGCAAAGAAGUAUCGGUUAAUUGUCGCUGCUCGUGUCUCUCGGUAACUAAAAAUCCGUCGCUACCCUGUCCGCUAUAUUUAUAUCCGCCGGAGUUGACGAUAGGCGUUGGGAUUUGAAUUUCGAGGAUGUUCUCGAAACGUCCCAAUGGGCGCCGAGUUCGCGACCUUGUUUACAAUUGUUGGCUUUUUGGGUAACUGACUCACGAGCCUAUGGUCACGGCAAAAACGACGGAUUUGGCCUAAUGAUCGGAACCGCCUAAGGUCGAUAGAUCUAUAAUUAGCUCGUGUUUGAGUAAACACGGUUUCUUGUGUAGUGGAUUUGCUGGACAAAAACCAUAAUGACUUUUGUCGACAAGUACCGCUACAAAUUUAGUACAAAAAAAAAGAAAAAAUGUUCGAGCGAGAAAAUUGACAAUUCUUUCAAAAUCGUAUCACUUUUUUUUUUUUUAUAAAGAAGAUGUAAGUGUACCGGUGUAGGCAUUUGAGGGAAAGAAUGAAUUAUCACGUUACACGUGGGAGGGAAAAAGCGCUGCUAAAUUGGUUGAGUGGAAGUAUGACGAAUUUUAUGGGUUGAAGAGAAAUUUCGAAGGGGUGUGAUCCCUUUUUUCGAACAGGCAUUUACGUAAGAAGCGUUACAGUAGGCGCCAGUGUCGUAAUCCAGAAUGAAGCAGGUAAGUUAAUAUUUUUCACGAUAGAUGAAGCUCCGCCUUAAUUUUAUCUGCGUGAGACAGGGAUGUACGAAGAGGAGGCGCGCAUAAAACUGACCGGCGCUAUGCCAGGUGCCACCAGUCUCGGUUGCAACGCGGGACAAACCUGUUACGCGUUUCUUUCCAAGUGGGAUCAUGUUCUGAAACAACUGAAACGACCAUUUUCAAAUUCCUUCUCCAAGAGAGACGCAUUGAAACGUUCGAGUGAUAUAUCUUUAAAGUGGAUCGGAUUUUCUAUCUGCUAAUCAAAAAGAAAAAGUGAGUGAAAAAUGCUUCGAUAUUUCGAAAAAUCGAAAUCGUAAAGUAGUUCGAGAAAUAAAACGCAACGGACUGUUUUGGAAUCUUUUGAAAAAAGGAAAGUAAAAGCAACAAAGAGAAGUAACGUAAAGAAAAGAGAACACGUAAAGAAGAUAUUUAAUCCCAGCCGGCAAUUAUCAUGAACAUCGAUGAGUUUCAAGUACGUGGCAAGGAGAUGAUCGAGUAUAUUUGCGAGUAUCUCCGCACCUUGGAGGGAAAGAGGGUGACGGCGAACGUGGAUCCAGGGUAUCUAAGACCCCUACUUCCAAAAGAAGCUCCAGCGAAAGGGGAAUCAUGGGAUGCCAUAAUGAGGGACGUCGACAGCAAAAUAAUGCCCGGGAUCACACACUGGCAGCAUCCACGUUUUCACGCGUACUUUCCAGCGGGUAAUUCGUUCCCUUCGAUCCUCGGGGACAUGCUGUCGGACGCAAUCGGGUGCAUAGGUUUCUCUUGGGCGGCGAGCCCGGCCUGCACGGAACUGGAAACGAUCGUACUCGACUGGUACGCAAAAGCGAUAGACCUACCACCGGAGUUCCUAGCUGAACACAAAAGCUCGAAAGGUGGUGGAGUGAUACAAGGGUCAGCCUCCGAGUGUAUUCUGGUCACCAUGCUUGCAGCACGUACCCAAGCGAUUCGAACCUUGAAGGAGCAAGACCCGAACACCGAGGACUCGGCCUUUCUGCCACGGUUGGUCGCCUAUUGUUCCACAGAAGCUCAUUCCUGCGUCGAAAAGGCAGCGAUGAUCAGUUUGGUGAAGCUUCGAGUUCUAGAACCAGACGAAAAAGGUUCCUUGCGAGGUAAGCGAUUGGAAUCUGCGAUCCGCGAAGACGUGGCAAACGGUUUGGUUCCGUUUUAUGUCUCCACCACUCUUGGCACUACCGGAUCCUGUGCGUUCGAUAAUUUAGUCGAAAUCGGACCAGUGUGCAAACUGUAUCCUAACAUGUGGCUCCACGUGGACGGUGCUUACGCUGGAAACGCGUUCAUUUGCCCGGAAAUGAGGCCGUUGAUGACGGGUAUCGAGCACGCAGACUCGUUCAACACGAAUCCCAACAAGUGGUUGCUCGUUAAUUUCGACUGUUCCUGCCUUUGGGUACGGGAUCGAGUGAAGCUGACGUCGGCGCUCGUCGUCGAUCCAUUGUACCUUCAGCACGCUAGAUCCGGAGAAUCUAUCGAUUAUCGUCACUGGGGAAUUCCUUUGAGCAGACGAUUCAGAGCGUUGAAAUUGUGGUUCGUAAUGAGAUCGUACGGAAUUACAGGAUUGCAGAAGUACAUAAGGAACCAUAUCAGGCUGGCGAGACGGUUCGAGACUCUGAUGAGAAGGGACAAAAGAUUCGAGAUCACUAACGAUGUGAGAGUUGGUCUGGUCUGCUUCAGACUGAAGGAGAGCGAUGAGAUCAAUCAGGAAUUGUUGGCGAAUAUUAACGCAUCCGGCAGACUUCAUAUGAUCCCAGCUAGAGUCAUGGGAAAGUAUAUCUUGAGAUUCUGCGUGAUCAAGGAAAAUGCUACCGACGAUGAUAUCGAUUAUGCCGUGGACGUGAUCGAAGAACACGCGACGGAGGUGAUGCUCGCUCAUUACGAAGGAACAGAAGACGAAUUUAGGGCGAAGGGACCAAAGAGUCCCGCUGCAUUGGACAAAAAGCUGGUACGAAAGUUCAGCUUCACCAGGAGCGUGACGAGGGACGUUUACAAAAGAUCCAUUUCGAAAUCGAGUCUCCACGACGGUGCUACGCCCAUCAUGGUCGUCGAUGAUAACUCGCAGGUCGAUACCAUUGAGGAAGACGUGUUCUGCAACAGCAGGUCGUGACGAUCCCGAUGAUGAUAUCCAGAUGAUUCUUGAAUUAUGUGAUAGGAAUGCCUCUCGAAACCGGCCGGUCUUGUUUGGAAUAUCACAACUCCGUUCAUCAUAUCGUUGUUUUUUAGGGAACGAGCAAAUCUUGCGAUCGAGAUAAGUUUCCUUCGAAUUACGAUAAACUGGAAAUUUCGUCCGAUAGAAACGAUUCUGAAGGUAUUUAUCGAGAGUGAUCGAUGAAGAAAGUCUGCAGGGUGUUCUCGAUUUAGUGCAUUUCACACUGGUCAUCGUUUGGGACAUUGAUAUAUUUUAUUUACUGAAGUUUACUGGAAAUCAUUUUUCGAUAUGUUGGUAAAUCGUUUGGGAAUUUGCCUUUCUACGCACGAUUUUAUGCAACGUAAGUGCAACUGGAAUUUAUUUUCAUAUUUAUUCCGCAACCAACCAAAGCAAGAGAUUACGUGCUGACAAGAAUAAUUGUUCGAAUAAACUGUACUAGUUUUGCAAUUGAGGAACGAUAUAAUAAACGUGCCCGAUAAAAUAGAAGAGAAAUAAUUGUUCGUAGUAUAAGCAAUUUAUCGAUUCGUGUAACAAUUCAGAGCAUAUUAAAAAGGAAAAAAAUGAAUACGUAGCUAGGCAGAAGUAAGACUCACUGUUAAGUACAUCGAUUGUCUCUUAGGCUAUUAAUAGAUAUAAUAUUAAAUUAUUCCAUGAACGAAUUAUGUACGAAUAAAGGAUAGUUUUCGAUUAGAUUACUGUAAAUUAGAUACGAAAUGAAGACCUAAACAUUUACGGUUGGAAUUUUGUCAGUCGACGCUGAUCAUAGUGUUAGAUCAUACACACAUUACACGUGUUUACUUUGGGUGUUUUACUUCUGAGAAGAUCGAUUCGAGUUGUAAGUCGCAUUGAUAUUUCAAACGUGUUUGAAUAAAAAUCCAAUCCAAUACAAUGUAGAUUAUAUUAAUGACUAUUUAUUUCGUAUGUAAGUUUAACGGAAUAAAAUUGAAAUUCGUAAAACGAUAA
Molecule: messenger RNA, 4317 nt
Organism: Bombus terrestris (buff-tailed bumblebee)
Lineage: Eukaryota; Metazoa; Arthropoda; Insecta; Hymenoptera; Apidae
Product: tyrosine decarboxylase
Exons: 4
Coding region: 1648-3312 (554 amino acids)
Biological process (GO): amino acid metabolic process
Molecular function (GO): carboxy-lyase activity; pyridoxal phosphate binding
Source: RefSeq, a predicted model, not a curated record